AUGAUUUGUUCUAUACCUUUCAGAAACAGGCAGAGACUGUACAUGUUGAAGCUGAAAAUAACGAGAGCAGCAGUACAGGAAAAAGGAAGGCAGGGGAGUAGGCCUUCUCAGACCCACAUGUGUCCGGAGGUACCCAAACAGAUCACAGCCAGAGGAGAGAAAGAAGGAGGGAUGGAAGGGUGUUUGUGGCUCCGCCCUGCCCAGUCCGAGACGUUAGAGAUUGGGAAGGUGGGGGGGAGAGGGUGGUGAGAAAGAUGGCAGGAAGAGGGGAAGGAGUGUACAAAGUUCGGGGGAGGAGACAGAAAGGGAAGAGAAAAGAGCGGGUAGGAGGGGUGGAGAGAGUUUGAGUAACAGAGGAGAGUUGGGAGGGAGGAGGCUGGGCACGAGAAGACGUUAGUGUGGAAAGAAGGAAUGAAGGUCUGAGGAGAAAGGAGGAACCGACUACGGGAAGAUUGGUGCUGGAAGCUAGCUGGGUGGGUGGCAGAGGAGACGGAAAUCCCAGAGAUCCCAGUCAAGGGCUGGGCACUCCGCUCGACGCACACUUCAGGUCCCUCCGGCCACCGUUGCGCCCCGGGGCCAUGCGCCCCCCGCCCCCGCGCCAGCCCCCGCCGCCCGCGGCCGGGGCGCGGAGCUCGGUGAGCCUGCAGCGGUCCUUCCUGCGUAGCCCACUGGGAGUCUUGCGGCUGCUGCAGCUGCUGGCCGGAGCCGCCUUCUGGAUCACCAUCGCCUCCAGCAAGUACCAGGGCCCCGUGCAUUUCGCGCUCUUCGUCUCUGUGUUCUUUUGGCUGCUGACCGCCGGCCUCUACUUCACCACUCUGCUGGGCAAACACGAGCUGGUGCCGCUGCUGGGACCCCGCUGGCUGCUCACCAACAUGGUCCACGACCUGCUGGCGGCCGGCCUGUACGUGGCGGCCUCGGGCAUCAUGAUCGACCAGACGCAGCAGCACAACUAUUGCAACCUGAAGGACUACCAGUUGCCCUGCGCCUACCACUCCUUCCUCGCCGCCUCCGUCUGCGGCUGCUUCUGCCUCUCGCUCUACCUGCUCUCGGCGCUCUACUGUUCCUGCCGCCGCUGCCGGGGCCACCAGGACUCGGUGUGAGGCUGACCCGGGCCGCCGGGGCGGGAGGGGGAAGAGGAACCGAGCAACCUCCCAUCCUAACCUCCUCCCUCGCUAGCUCUCUUCCUAUUCCCCUCUGCACAGCCCCACUCUCUAGCUACUCACCCUCCCAGUUCUCCAGCUCCCUCCCGAGGGCUCUCUCGACUCCCCGGCCUCCCUACUCUUGCCCGCCCACCCCGGAUCUUCCCCCGCCCCAGCCUCCCAAAAGCCCACGCGAUCCAGCCGGGGCGAGGUUCUGGGAGAAAGACAAAUUGUUGCACACGCAUUCAACAAUGGACCAGCGAGCAGUUGUCCCCGACUAUUUCCAAGACAGAGACGGGAAUUGAAAGCUGGCCGCAACCCACUGACAGAUUGCAGGACUGGCCGGCCGCAAGCCGUGUAAGGCAGGUAGAGACCGACAGACUGGCCGACCCCCAGAGGCCUGGCUUGCCCAUGAAAGCCCUUUCGCCACUCCCCUCCCCUCCCUAUGUCUAAACGUGGACAGAGACGCCCGCGUGGAUCCGGGAAAAAUUCUAUCGAAGCUUGUUCUGGAGCUGUUUCUCAACCCCUCCUUUCCUUCUCAGGGAGGAGCACAGCCCUUUCCUUUGGCCCCUCUUCCAGCUGCUAGUCCCUCUGGGCCAGGCCGCAGGCUGACAGCCAGCCAGCCAGCCAGUCAGCCAGUUACUUGGCUUGCAAGCGGAAUAAAUGAGGAGUCCGGACGGCUCUGGGCUGGGGCUCCCAGAGCAAGUCUAGCCCGAGGCAGGGCCACGCCUUUUUACUUCCUAGAGCUGUGGUCCCCUCCCGACUGCCUGGUAUCCUGUUAGCUGGGUGCUUUUGUGUUCCCGUGGCCAGGCUGGAUGCUCCAGAACGUACACCAAAAGAGCGCUAGCUAGAGGGCCUCUUACCUCGGCCAGCAAUUUCUUGCUCACCCAAGCAAGCACCCUCUCCUCACCCACCCACAGAAACCUACUUACCUAGCAGACACCUAGUUGCCUUUUGGGCCUUAGGGACCACAGACUUAUAAAAUGCCAGAGCAGCCAAAAACCUUAUCCAUCAUCUUCGGGUCCAAUCCUAUCAUUUUAGAUAUGGGGAAGCAGGUUCCCCUGGAGAUGAAGUGCCUUGUCUAAAGUUACAGAGCUAGUUGGAGGCCAGACAAAAAGCAUUCUGGCCUCCCAGCUUUCAGGUUAGUUAUUGCUCUUUCUGGUAGACAAAGCUGCCUCUCAAUCUAGGGCUAGCUAGUGUCAGACUAGGAAGCAAAUGUUUGCCAUCAUUUUUAUUAAUCCCGACAAAUGAGACCCAGUGUAGCUGCUUCAGUCUACCCAGAGCUUUUGGGGUAUAAGUUUUUUUUUUUUCUAACUCUUCUAUCUUAGACCAAAUACUGUGUUAUGGUUCCAAGGCAGGAGAGAGGUAAGGGCUAGGCAAUGGGGGUUAAGUGACUUGCCCAGGAUCACACAGCUGGGAAGUGUCUGAGGUCAAAUUUGAACCCAGGACCUCCUUUUUCUGGACUUGAUUUUCGAUCCACUGAGCCACCUAGCUGCUCCCUGGGGUGUAAGUUCUAAGGCUUAAGUUUUGAGGUAUACACAAGCAGACCAGGGUACAGAUUGGGAAUUGGAGAAUGAAUUUGAGUAGACUGAGAGAAAUGACGAAUUCCUCCUACUUUACCCAGGAAGAUUAUUUUUUGAUUUGUGUGGGGAUAAUCGGGGGAGGUUGAUAAGGGAUGUUAUGGAAAGUUCUAUGAAAUUAUAAAUUCUUUAAGCUCAGUUAGUGAGAACUUGUUAAAUAUCUUAGUAUUCUCUGGGAACUGGUUACUUGCUCCAACUCUAUAUUUCUUUGGAAAAUAAGCAGAGGCCCAUCUAGAUUACAUUUCACAGUGAAAAGAUCUGACUCCAGUUUAGGGACCCUGCACUUGGCACUCAUAUAUGGAGCAGCUAAGGAGAGAAGUCUUCUGGAGGUUGGAAAAUCAGAGGUUAUGCCAACUACAGUUUGGGAGUGAUCUUUGGCUGUGAAGCUUGGCACAGAACUGAAGGAAGACUCCAAGAAGCUGCCCACAUCAACCAGCUCUUCAUCUUUCCUGGGGUGGUCAGUUGGGGGUGAUGGAGAAGAUAGCUCUGGACAGAAGAAGCAAGAAGCUGUCAGAGUCUACCUGGACAAUAUGGAAUAGCACCAUAUGGACAUCUCUGCCAGGGACUGACUUCUAGAACCUGCAAUCUGUGACCCUCGGGUGGUGGUAGCUUGGUUUUGGAUCCUCUUAAGUGUUUGUGUGUGUGUAUGUAUGUACACACAAAUAUCCAAUUUCCCUAUGCCAAUGGGAUGAUUCAAUGCAAUGAACAGAUCCUAGAUCAUCUAUUCCCCUCCCCCCUCCUCUAUUUUCUUGGGCCACUCUUUUUUCUCCUUCUCAUUUCCCCACCUUCCAAGCUACAUCCAUCUCCCUGGUCAAACUUGUCCCUAUUACAAGUGUCACUUGGGUUUCCCACCUCAAUUUUGUUGGUAAUGCCUUGCUUGUUCUGACAGCAAUUAGAUUACUUGCCAUUUGGUACAACCCACACAACACAAUAAGCACCUGGGUUCUUAACCUAAGAGGGAAAUAGUUUACACUAAAUAUGGAAAAAGAGAGAGGAAAGGCAUUAAACACACACACACACACACACACACACACACACACACACACACACACACACACACACACACACACAAAGCCAAAGAUAGGUUUUGGAACAAGCCUUAAAGCCUCUUCAACUUGGGGCUGCCAGCUUCAGCUUUUAUUUGCAAUUUAACCCAUUAUCUCACUAAUACAGGUGAUAAGCAUCACAGUGGUUCACAUCAAAGUUACAAGUUCUGUUUUAACAAAGAUGUCAAGAUUUUUGAUGCAAGGCUCUCACUCCUAAAUUUUAUGAUCAUAGAAAUUCAUCAGUUCUGAUCUCCUUACCAUCUGAUCUUAUUUGUGGCCUUUCAGUGCCAUCCUCAGCCUCUUGCCUUUGCCUGACAGGUGCCAUGUUCUCCUGAACAUUCCAGAGGUUAAUGGAAGGCCAUUUAGUUUUCCAGAUGUAACUUUGGUGUUUAGCCCUCCAAAUCCUUGGCAACCUACCUCUCUUGCCUUCCAAAAUGGGGAAAGAUUUUAGAAUUGAUAUGAAAAGUUCUUUUCCUUCCCUACUUCCUUACACUUUCUCCUGAAACUCCAGUCUCAUUCAGUGUUAUUAGGGAUCGAGUUCCAGAGACAUUUCAAUCCUGGAGUCUCCUCUUAGGCUAGACUCAGCCCUCUUUUAUUACCAGGACCCAGGUCUUCUUGGCCUGAACUAUACCAAAGACAAGCUCACUAGCCAUUUCCCCUAGAACCUUAAGACUGGCUCUUAACUCAUAUUUUCCAGGGCUGUUUGCUGAACAUGACCUACUAAGUCUCUAGCUUUACUGACUUAGGAAGGCAGCUAAGCAGCAGCCCCCACUGGGACAAACUCGUAUGUUUGGGGAGGCCUUCCUCCUUGGGGUUGGUCAUUCCAGUUGUCACACUGUGUGGGGUUUUUAAUAAUCUGCUUUUCUAAAUAAAGUUGUGUUCAUAUUUCA
Monodelphis domestica (gray short-tailed opossum) is the source of this 4655-nucleotide messenger RNA. It is a transcript of the gene MARVELD1, whose product is annotated as MARVEL domain containing 1. NCBI's taxonomy places the organism in Eukaryota, Metazoa, Chordata, Mammalia, Didelphimorphia, Didelphidae. Gene Ontology annotation, molecular function: structural constituent of myelin sheath. The record is from RefSeq and is a predicted model, not a curated record. Gene Ontology annotation, cellular component: membrane. Gene Ontology annotation, biological process: myelination.